Messenger RNA from Lotus japonicus, 1730 nucleotides. Its product is annotated as hydroquinone glucosyltransferase-like. The coding region runs from base 65 to 1510 and encodes 481 amino acids. Gene Ontology annotation, molecular function: UDP-glycosyltransferase activity. The transcript has a single exon. The record is from RefSeq and is a predicted model, not a curated record. Lineage: Eukaryota; Viridiplantae; Streptophyta; Magnoliopsida; Fabales; Fabaceae.
UCUCUUUCUUAUCUGUAUUCCUCAACCCAAACCAAAACAAGCUUAAUCAACAACAAUCACUGCCAUGGAAGAACAAUUGAAACUAGUAGGAGGAGGAGCAAGAGGUGCUAUGGUGGCCAUGAUGCCUUCACCAGGAAUGGGCCACCUGAUUCCAAUGAUUGAGUUCGCCAAGCGACUCAUCCUCCACCACAACCUCCAAGUCACCUUCAUCAUCCCCACCGAAGCUCCACCGUCAAAAGCUCAAAUCACCGUCCUCCAAUCGCUUCCGAAUUCCAUUUCACACAUUUUCCUUCCUCCCGUCGACCUCACCGACCUCCCGCAAAACGCCAUGAUUGAAAUACGAAUCUCCCUCACCGUACUCCGCUCCCUUCCGUCCCUCCGCCACGCCUUCCGCCCCCUCUCCGCCACCGCACUCCUCGUCGACCUCUUCGGCACUGACGCCUUCGACGUCGCCAGAGAAUUCGGCGCCUCCCCUUACAUCUUCUUCCCUUCCACCGCCACCGCGCUCUCUCUCUUCCUCUACCUCCCUCGCUUGGACCGGGAGGUUCAUUGCGAGUUCAGAGAACUCGCCGAACCGGUCAAAAUCCCCGGCUCCGUCCCGAUCCACGGUUCAGACCUUCUCGACCCGGUUCAGGACCGGAAAAAUGAAGCCUACAAGUGGGUCCUCCACCACGCAACUCGAUACAGCCAAGCCGAUGGGAUCUUGGAAAACAGCUUCAUGGAGCUCGAACCGGGCGCAAUCAAGGAGCUACAAAAGGAAGAACCGGGAAAACCUCGGGUUUACCCGGUUGGGCCACUCGUGAAAGUGGACGGGGUUCAGGCCGGUUCAGGUCCCGGUUCAGAGUGUUUGAGUUGGUUAGACGAACAACCUCACGGGAGUGUGUUGUUUGUGUGUUUCGGAAGCGGUGGGACCCUCACGAGCGCGCAAAUCAACGAACUCGCUCUUGGUUUGGAAAUGAGUGAGCAACGGUUUUUAUGGGUUGUGAAGAGCCCAAAUGAUGGUGUUGCCAAUGCUUCUUAUUUCAGUGCUGAUAGCCAAGGUGACCCUUUUGCGUUUUUACCAAAAGGGUUCGUUGAGAGAACCAAAGGUAGAGGUUUUUUGGUUUCAUCUUGGGCCCCACAAACACAGGUUUUAGCUCAUGGUUCAACCGGUGGGUUCUUGACUCAUUGUGGUUGGAACUCUAUUCUUGAAAGUGUGGUCUAUGGGGUGCCUUUGGUGGCUUGGCCACUUUUUGCUGAGCAGAAGAUGAAUGCUGUUUUGCUAACACAGGAAAUUAAAGUGGCGUUGAGACCAAGAGUUGGUGAGGAUGGGUUGGUGGAGAAGCAUGAAAUUGCUAGUGUUGUCAAGUGUUUGAUGGAAGGUGAAGAAGGGAAGAAGCUUCGUUACCAGAUGAAGAAUAUGAAGGAGGCUGGUGCUAGAUCUCUAGGUGAAAAUGGGUCUUCAAGUAACCAUAUUUCCCAAUUAGCUCUCAAGUGGAGUAAGAAUAGCAAAGUUACGGUAACCAUGUAAAGUAGUGACUGGUUCGAGGGUCGUAAAUCAUAUUUCAUAAUCAGUCAUUUACUACUUACUUACUGUAAGCACUCGUCGAAAGAGAAAAAGGAUUAGUCUUUGUAAUUGAUCAAAAUCAUGUAAAGUAGUUUGUAAUAGAUUUGUAUUUAUGAGCUGCACUCAACUAAAUUAUCAUUUUGUUUUUUUUGUAAAAUAAGAGAAAUAAGUCUUGAAUUGUGAA